Messenger RNA from Copidosoma floridanum, 1587 nucleotides. Its product is annotated as TBC1 domain family member 19. The record is from RefSeq and is a predicted model, not a curated record. NCBI's taxonomy places the organism in Eukaryota, Metazoa, Arthropoda, Insecta, Hymenoptera, Encyrtidae.
AUGUCGGAAGGCAAAGAGAACGAUCCCGAAUUGAAAAAAACAGCAAAGAAAUUAGCCGAGGAAAUUCAAAAUAUGACGAAUUACAAAAAUUUGUAUCGAGAAAUUCAGAGGCUCGUUGCGUCGCCCGCCGUGAGAAAAGACGAUUUCAAAAACACGCUGAUCGAAGCUUUGACGAGCGAAGGGUUGGAAACCGAAAUUCGAAACACUGUGUUCCAUUGGAAGAGAGCACAGAAACUAACCGAACCCAACGACAACGUCAACCCGUACAGCGUGGAUUUGAGUUAUUUGAAAAAAGCACAGAUCCAGUGGGAAAGGAGAAUCCAAAAGUCCCUGAAUUCCAUGUGCAACGAGCUCAACGUUCCUUUGGCCAGAAUUCGACCAACCGCCGACAGAGAAGAAUUGGCCGAAAAGUGGAACGAGCUUAGCACUUGCGAUAUCGAUCUCUCUCAAUACAGACCGUUGUACGCCCCGAAGGAUUUCCUGGAAGUUCUUUUCUCCGUGCGAGAUCCGGCUUUCAAAAAACAACCAAACGAGCUCAACUGGGAGUUCAGCCACAUUCAGAUUCCCGUAAAAACUUUGGCUCAGUUGAGGGACGUGUACACGGAACUCUCCGAAGGAGUCGCUCUGCUGGGAGUCAACGGUAACAUACCGUCGUGCAGCAAUUACCCAAACUUCGAGGCUGAAAGGACACACUUGGGGGAAAAGGUCCUUCAAUCCAACCACGCCCCGAUCGCCCAGGAGUUUUUGAAGCGCGGCUCUCCCAGAGAACUGCGAGGAAGACUGUGGUCCCUCGUCUUGGGCUCAGUUGUCAAAGAAAACGACGUCGAGUAUUACCAGGAAUUAAAGGGGAUGGUGCUACAGUACGACAUCAUGGUGGACAAGCUGAUAAUCAAAGACGUACAGCUGACUGCGAGCAACGACGACCAGUACUUUGUCUUCGAGGACGUUCUGUACAAAACAAUGCUGAGCUUCUCGAGAGACUCCGAGGUCUUGGCUCCCGUGACAACCGACAAAAGCGCGGGUGGCCUAGUCAUCCACGCGGUCCUGCAGGGCAAACCAGCGACUCUCGAGAACACCUUGGUUUUUCCGCCCAGCGGCGUCAUACCCUUCCACGGUUUCACGAUGUAUGCAACGCCUUUUUGUUACCUGUACGACGACCCCUGCGCCAUGUACUUUACGUUCCGCGCGUUUUAUCUGCGCUACUGGUUUCGGCUGCACACGGUGUCGAGCCACGAGCAGGGCAUAGUGGCUCUGUGUCUCCUGUUCGAACGACUGUUGCAGUGCCACGAGCCUCAUUUGUGGGCGCACUUUCGAAACCUGCACAUACAACCAAUUAAAAUUGUCUUCAAGUGGCUGAUGAGGGGCUUCAGCGGACACCUUCCACCGGAACAACUGCUGUAUCUGUGGGAUUUGGUUCUCGGUUACGAUUCUUUGGAAAUCAUAGCCCUACUGGCUGUCACGAUUCUCAGUUUUCGCAAAGAAAAUCUGUUGCAAGUCAAUACGAUGCACAAUAUUGAAGCUGUAUUGGCCGAUUUGUCGUCGUUGAAGGUGAUGCCUCUGCUGCAAUUGAGCCUAUUGAAAGACUGA